AAACUCAUGACAAUCAUCAAAAACCCUAAUCUAACUCAUGACAUAUAUACCCCAGUAGCCACCUCGAACUCAACUCUUCCAUAGGGAUUUCGCAGUUUGUAUCUCUCUCCGUCUCCCAAGAACCCUAGAGCUCUUAAUCAAGCUCGUCUUGUAGCAGCCAUGUCGAAGAAGAAGACUAGAGAGCCAAAGGAGGAGAAUGUGACGCUAGGACCUGCUGUGAGGGAUGGAGAGCAUGUUUUUGGAGUUGCCCACAUUUUUGCAUCGUUCAAUGAUACUUUCAUUCACGUCACUGAUCUGUCUGGCAGGGAAACCCUUGUUCGCAUCACUGGUGGUAUGAAAGUGAAAGCAGACAGAGAUGAGUCUUCUCCAUAUGCUGCUAUGCUUGCAGCACAGGAUGUUUCAAGUAGAUGCAAGGAACUUGGAAUUACUGCUCUUCAUAUUAAGCUCCGUGCAACCGGUGGUAACAAAACCAAGACGCCUGGACCAGGUGCCCAGUCUGCUCUUCGUGCUCUUGCUCGAUCAGGAAUGAAAAUUGGUCGCAUAGAGGAUGUGACUCCAAUUCCAACUGAUAGCACCCGUAGAAAGGGUGGUAGAAGAGGAAGAAGGCUUUGAGCAGUAUCUUGGAGUCGCUCUGUUUUUAUGUUAUCCCUAUGGGAUGGUCGCUCUUUAAUCAGCUGUUGCUUUUCAGUUUUGGAACUAAUUAAUUUUUUAUUUAUGUCUGGAUGAAAGAUCUAUUUUGAGCUUUAUGUAAAAGCAAUAGGCUUAAGCAGAUUGGGAUAAUUGUUUUCGUGCACUACAUAUAAUGUCAUGAGUCAAAUUCAGAAA
Molecule: messenger RNA, 825 nt
Organism: Mangifera indica (mango)
Lineage: Eukaryota; Viridiplantae; Streptophyta; Magnoliopsida; Sapindales; Anacardiaceae
Product: 40S ribosomal protein S14-3
Exons: 6
Coding region: 160-612 (150 amino acids)
Biological process (GO): ribosomal small subunit assembly; maturation of SSU-rRNA from tricistronic rRNA transcript (SSU-rRNA, 5.8S rRNA, LSU-rRNA); translation
Cellular component (GO): ribosome; cytosolic small ribosomal subunit
Molecular function (GO): structural constituent of ribosome; mRNA 5'-UTR binding; small ribosomal subunit rRNA binding
Source: RefSeq, a predicted model, not a curated record